This is a messenger RNA of Lymnaea stagnalis (great pond snail), 10625 nucleotides long. Lineage: Eukaryota; Metazoa; Mollusca; Gastropoda; Lymnaeidae. The record is from the annotation of a GenBank genome assembly.
ACUUUUGUUGUUUGUUGCCAUAUUGGGAAAUACACGCGUUCCGGUAAAGUAUUGCAUGAAUCAACGUAAGUGUAAGAUUUUGCACUUAAUUUCUGUAAAUAAUUUCAUUACAACUUAAAUUCUAGACACUUCACUGCAUUGUGGGUUAAAUGCUUAAGUUUUAUCGAUUUUAGAUAGGAAUUUGUCAGCGUCGACAUUUUCAAUGCUGACGCCGAGGCGGAAUUAGUCCAAUUAAUGCCAAAAUAUAAAUUAGUUUAGACAGUCAGAUGAGAUUGAGAUUGUUAUAUUUCGUUGAUUAAUUUUCAAAUUUUGGUAUUGUUGAGAAAGCUCCCCCGGGGUUUCCGCCAUCUUGGUUGACAACCCAGUUAAUUCUGUCACUAAAUCGAUCCCUAUGCCUAACCUGAACCCUAAAACUAAAGCCUAAAUCAAUCAUUGAAAUCAAUCCCCAUGCCUAACACUAGUAACACUAACCUGAAGCCUAAGCCUAAAUUGAUCCCUCAACCUAACCUAAACCCUCAAAAAAUUAAAAUGUAAACAAAAAUUGCAGUAAAAACACUCAUUACUUUGACUACCAGUCACACUACCAGUAAUAGUCUAUAGUCUAUAGUAGUAUUCAAUAGUUAUGUACAAUUAAAAUUAAGAAAAUGAGAGUUAUUAUCAUGUCUUAAUUCUGACAGUGUACAUUAGUAAGUUAGUAAUUAACUGUAAGUUUAAGAAAGAUGUCAAUACAAUAACCAUUCAUAGUGGAUGUCAAAAAUGUGUUGCAUCAAAAGUCAAAAAUCUAAUUGCCUGUCAGUCACUGUGUCAUAAGAAUCAAGAAAAAGAAGUUUGUCUUAAUUGUGUGGCUUGUUUGUGGUUUGGAUGCAUCAGCACAGGAUAUAUUUAUCUGUUGUCGUAAACCCAAGGACAGUUUCUGGGUAAUCCCUACAAUGAAAGAAGUCAAUAAGUACUUUUGCUUUAAAAUCAAAACAAACUGUUGAUUUGGUGCUUGACAAUUUGAAACUAGUGAAAAUCAUAGUGAGGGGCAAUAAUGCCCAUAAUCACUAUUUUCUUUGGUAGAAGUUUAUUUUAUGUGAACUGUAACUUACAGUCUUUUUAUUUUAGUGGAGUGGGGAGGAGGGUUGGCAAUCUCAAGAGCUGCUGAGUGGUAUCACUUGUGGCUAUGCUGCUGUUAUGCAACUUGUUUAUGAUUACUUUACUUUCAAAUAUACACUUCUCAAUCUCUAUGACAUUGUUCCUGGAAAUAGGGUUGAGAAUGGGAUCAAGCUUUUUUUAAAAAAAAUUAAGUAAAAUGAAAUAAUUCACUUAAACUUAAUUUGGCAAGGCAGGGACACUUGAAUCCUUGCUAUUAAUAGUGAGCAUAUGCAUAAUUUUGAAAAAUUAUAACACUGAAACCCACAUUGUAUACUUUAAAAGUGUUCUCUGAACUAGAGGAUUAUAUUCUUGGCUUCUUUAUUUUACAUCACCUGUGUCAAUAGUUUUCUGCUACAAUUUCCUUGAAACUUAAAAAUCAUAAAACUUUAUGUAAAUAUUGAACUCUGUCCAACAAUACUAACAUGAACAGCCAUAUAUAAUGUCUUCCUGGAUUGUUAACUAUGACUAUAUGAUUACCAAAAUAAUUUAUUUUCAGAAUUAGAUAUUUAAACAUGGCACCAAAGAAGAAAGAAGAAGUGGAAAAGCCACCACUUAUUGGUCGAGUAGGUACCAAUUUAAAAAUUGGUAUAGUUGGCCUACCUAAUGUGGGGUACGUCAAAUUUUAUUUAAAUAUAGGCCUAAUAUCUUAAUUAGCCUGUUUGGAUGUUUGGUAACAUAUUUGUAUUGUUAGAUUUAAUGGUACUGAUUUUUUUUUUUAAAUGUCUCAGCUUAUUCAUAGAAGUCAGUAGUAAUAUGUCAUCACUUCAACUAAUUUCAUAGUAGUUUUCUGACACAACAUAUAUUGUUCAGUACAAUUUUGAGAAUGUACAAUACAACAAACUUAGACUUUAAGGGUUAAAAAUGCAGUAUUUGUACAAAGUAAUAUGAAUUGAGAUGUUCAAAGUCUUGGACUGAGUUGUUCAAUGUCUUGAUAACCAUAACAUAGAAAUAAAAUUGUACUCAUUUCGUUCAAUAUUUCAGAAAAUCAACCUUUUUCAAUUGCUUAACUAAGAGUCAAGCUCAGGCAGAAAACUUCCCUUUCUGCACCAUUGACCCCAAUGAAAGUAAGAAGUUCUGUUCUGAAAUUGUUUUCUUGUCAUUCUAAUAGCACUAGGAUUAGUAGUGAUUCUAUCCUGUUGUUUUUUUUUCCCUCUCUUUAGCUCAUGAAAUAUUCCAUUUUUAAGAAGUACAGGCUAGUUUGUUUUUUUUUAAAAUUGUGUACAUGGAUAUUUAUUCCAGAAGUAUAGUUCCCUAGAUUUAAUAGUUCAUGUGAACUUAUUAUUUAUUCUGCAUCAACAGUUAAAGAAAAGAUUUUCUAUAAUUUUGUAAACUGUUUUAUUUUAGGCCGAGUGCCAGUACCUGACAAGAGAUUUGACUUUCUGUGUGAAACAUAUGAACCUUUGAGGUAUGUUGAUACUUUACAUUUGAGAUUAACAAUUGAAUGCUUGAAAUUUAAAUUAUUAUGAUUUUCAUUUCAUCCCUGUUACAGUUGUGAGAACUUGUCUCUUUUUUAAAAAUAAGUAUUUCACAUUCACCAGUAGAAGAGUAAGUCACUUGUAAAGUUUUUGAUUAUGUUCUUUUUUGUGUUCAUUUUUCUGCUUAGCAAAGUUCCAGCUUUCCUCAAUGUUGUAGACAUUGCUGGUCUCGUGAAGGGGGCCCAUGAAGGGAAAGGUCUUGGCAAUGCCUUUUUGUCAAAUAUCAGCGCUUGUGAUGCUAUAUUCCACGUGAUUCGUAAGAAUUAGUUUAUUUCUUUUUAUUAUUUUGUUUUCCAUUUCUACAUUGGAAGAAAUUGUUUAACUGCAUUUAAAAGCAAAUCACUUCAACUUCUUGUUUAACUGAUUAACUUACCAGAUUAAAAAACCCGGUGUGACCAAAUUAAAUCUUGGUCACAUUUUCUUAUUUUAGGUGUAUGUAGAAAUUCAGCUGCAGUUUUCUUAAUAAUAAGCAUAUUCAAAUGAUUAAUAAACCAUUUUGUAGGUAACUGAAUUGUCUAUAAUAUGAACAUAAAACAUUUGUACAGUUAAGUUUUGUUAGGAAAUAAUUAAUUGUUAAAUUAGUAUUUAGAACAGAAAAACAAAAAAAUAUAUAUAACUGUGCCAACUUACGUAUAAAUUUUAAAUUUCCAAGUCAUUUCAAGCCUUUUAUGGUGCUUUACAAAUAGUAUAUCCAAUAGAGCUGGCUUGUGGAAAAUCAUGAAGAAAUACGGAUGCCCAGACAAGUUCACAAACAUCAUCCAUCAGCUGCAUGAUGGUAUGAUGGCCCAAGUACAGGACAACGGUCAAUCAUCUCCAGCAUUCCCCCUCACAAACGGUGUAAAACAGGGUUGUGUUCUUGCUCCCACACUCUUCAGUAUUAUGUAUUCCUCAAUGCUCUCUGAUGCGUUCAAGGACUCCGCAUGGGCUUGCCAAUCCGGUUUCGUACUGAUGGGUCAGUAUUUAACCUUAGGAGGCUUCAAGCUAAAACCAAGGUCAAACAUACCACGAUCAACGAGCUUCUGUUUGCAGACGAUUGUGCCCUUAAUGCUCCAUCAGAAGCCGUCAUGCAACACAGCGUUGAUAUCUUCUCAGAGGCGUGCAAUAACUUUGGCCUCACACUCAACACAAAGAAGACUGAGGUGAUGUAUCAGCCAGCUCCCAGUAAGCCCUACGUUGAACCCAACAUCAUCAUCAGUGGACAGCGUCUCAACCCGGUGGUUAAAUUUACUUACUUGGGCAGCACCCUCUCUAGAUCUGUCGUCAUGGAUGAUGAAAUGAAUGGCAGACUCGCAAAAGCUAGUGCCCUAUUUGGCAGGCUCCGCAGCACUGUUUGGGACAGGAGAGGUAUCAGUCGUGAAACAAAGCUCAAGGUCUAUAGCGCAGCAGUCCUCCCGACACUGCUUUAUGGAUGUGAAACGUGGACUGUCUACCAGCGUCACGCCAAGAAACUGAAUCAUUUUCACACUACCUGCCUCAGGAAACUCCUCGACAUCAGGUGGCAAGACAAAGUCCCCGACACCGAGGUCCUCGCUAGAGCGAACCUACCUAGUAUCUUCACCACUCUGAUGCAGUCUCAGCUCCGUUGGAUGGGACACGUAGCCCGUAUGGCAGACCACCGGCUCCCGAAACAAAUAUUCUUUGGAGAACUCACGACAGGCAAGCGCUCCCAAGGAGGCCAAAGAAAGCGUUACAAAGACUCACUGAAAGUGGCACUAAAGGCCUUCAGCAUAAACCCUACUCAAUGGAUGCAGACAGCCCAGGACAGAGCCAGAUGGAGAGCUGCUGUCAAGAAGGGGGCUAAAUCCCAUGAAGCUAAGAGAAUAACCACAGCUGAGACACGCAGGUUUGUCCGAAAGAGCAACAUUAGGUCAUCGCCUGAAGCAACUAUUCCAUGCCCACGGUGUCAUAGAUUAUUCCGAGCAAGGAUCGGUCUAACAAGCCACCUAAGAGCUCACCGUAAUCCCAACCUCCCCCGCCCGCCCCUAACCGGAUGAUUCGAUGGUCCUUGUCGACUUCGACGGACGAACAACAAAAAUAUCCAAUAAUAAGAAAUACGAACCAAAGAACACAAAAAUUGAAUAAUAUUUAAGCUUCCAAUCACUUAUAUGCCUUUAGUAACCCUGCUGCUUUUUGCCAUGGUAAAUAAGUAGUAAUAUUUUGUAACUAGCUUGGAAAUUAAGUCAAAAUAAAUUAACAGUUCGUUUUUUAAAACAUUUUGCCGAUAGCAUGGGUUUGGAAUAUAAACAUCCUGUCAAUAUAUUAAAAUCUCGAAGCAAAUGGGAAUGAAAUAAUAUAAAUAUUUGAAUCGAUUUACUACAAUACAAACAUUGGCGCUACCAGCGGCUCGUGGCCAUAACAGAAGAAACACCGGGCCGGUCGGCUCAUGGUAGUUAACCAGUUAAAUAAAAAGCUUGCUAAUAGCAUUAUGUACUUACUGGUUUAUGAUGACAUGCAAUUUUACAUUAUUAUUUUUGAAUAUAUAGCGCUUAUCAUUUAAAUAAAAUGGAUUUUAUUUUAAAGAAAUAAAAACCCAUUCACUUUGUCAUAUUUUGGUACUUGCUCCCUAUUAUUUGGAUGAGUCAUAAAAUACAUCAAAGUGUUUUUGCUUAUUUAUGACAGGUGCAUUUUCCGAUGAGGAGAUAGUGCAUGUUGAGGGAGAUGUAGACCCAGUUAGAGACCUGGAAAUUAUACAUGAUGAAAUCCGUCUCAAAGAUCUGGAAUAUCUCAACAAACAUUUGGAUCCCUUGGAGAGAAGUGUCACUAGAGGGGCUGGGGACAAGAAAAAGAAGGAAGAAUUAGUGAGUUAAUUAAUUCAUCUCUUUUUAUCACAUUCACAGACCUGCAAACCUUUCUGAUUUUGUCGGAAUCAUGCAGAUUUUUUACCCCUCAUUCCGACCUACCAACAACCCCCUUAAAAUUCCGAUUUUUCGAACUUUAUAAUUUUUCACCCGUCAUAAAAAUCCGAAAGCGAUAAAUCUAAAAAAAAAAAAAUCGGAUACAACAGGAAGUCAGGAAGUGUUUCAUUUGUUUUUACGAAGUGCAUACAAGUCCAUCAACCGGACGAAUAAGUGAAUAAAUUCUCGAGAUAUUCGCUCGGUUAGUAUUUAUUCAGCCAAGUCACAUGACCACGGUAACAAAGUUGCGUGAGAUAUUUGUCCGUCAGCCUUGUCAUGUGACCGGUAAUAGUUGAUCAAAGUUUACGGUACUUCAUUUCAAAUAAUUUAAUAUAGUCUGGGCAUUUACAUGAAAAAGAAAUAUGUUCAAUUAUAAAAAAGAAAUAAUAGAUCCAUUGCUGGUACUGGUAUACAUAAUGAACAAUUGGUUAAAAAGUGACAAUGUUUUUUUUAUAAAGCUUGGCAUGCCCGCCAGAUAAAUAUCUCCCGCACUAUGUGUCUGGUCGCCUGACGUAUAGACCCUGACUUGUUUUUAUCGAAGUGAACAGCGACCUUCAAAUCAUUCUUCAAUCAUCAAUUGAUCCGAUCAUGAUUUAUCCUUUUUACAAGGCUAAAAAAUAAUUCUGACUUUUUUUGUUUGUUAAAGUUUUUCUUAAUUAAAUGGUUAAAUCUAUUGAAAGUGAUGGGUACAAUGAUAUUAAUAAACAUUGAAGGAAAUUUUAAUGUCAGAGUCAAAGAAAUGUUUCCAGACUCGCUGAACACUAGAAGAAUGUAAAGAAAAAUUAGAAUGAAACAAGAGCAAGCAUGAAAGUUGAUACUUUUUCUAACUUGCUUGUAACUAAAAUCAACUGCAAUGCUAACCUUCAGUUGUUUAAAGAGCUGUUGGACACGUGCAAAAAGGCCACUAGGGAUAUGCUGGAAAACUGAACUCUUACUAAGAGUCUCGGCAGCCUUUUGUGUGUGUGUACAUAUGUAAAUAAAAUGGAUCUUCUGUUCAGUACUGUAUAUAUCUGUAUAUAACAUUUCCAGUAAUGUUUUUCUCAUGUUCUGUGGUGUUCUAUGGAGGUAACUUUAUAUUUCUUUAUUUACUAAAAAAAAAGGCUUGUGCAUUAGUAUAUAGAUCUUAAACCAACCCCCCACAAGGCGCCUCCCCUGGAGGGAAGCGGUUGUUAUAGGUUCAAAUUGUGCCUGGUUAUAUGCAUCAGUCUUGUAGCCAUUCAUGUUUACUAAUAACAUCACAUUGGAGAUGGUGUUGGUGGGUCGUCGAGCGCGAGCUCUAAAUACCUCCCCCAACAUCUGAUAGGGUUACAGAAACCAUUGAUCACCAACGGUGGCGAAAAAUCCUUAGGUGUGCCAGCAGAGGAGGCAAAAACCUUUUGUAGGCUCAUAUAGGAGGCAACAACCUUUUGUAGGCUCAUAUAGGAGGCAACAACCUUAUGUAGGUUUAUAUAGGAGGCAAAAACCUUUUGUAGGCUCAUGUAGGAGGCAACAACCUUUUGUAGGUUUACAUAGGAGGCAAAAACCUUUUGUAGGCUCAUAAAGGAGGCAAAAACCUUAUGUAGGCUCACAUAGGAGGCAAAAACCUUAUGUAAGUUUACAGAGGAGGCAAAAACCUUAUGUAGGCUCAUAGAGAGUUUAACCCCUUUUUAAAUGUUUUACGUAAAAAAACAAUUUUAAAUGUUUGCCUUAAAAAUACAGAACAUUAUCGCCUCAUGGGUAUUUGCCACACUAGCACAAACUUUUUCGUUCCGAUUUUACACUUAAAAGCUUAAACAGUUGUAAAUUACUUCUAAAAUUAAACCUAAACACUCUGCAAGUUUUUCCUUGGAUUUCACAGAUCUGUGAAAAAAAAUCACAAAUGCAAAUUUGUUAGGUUCCAAUGAAAAAUUGCGAAUGCAUUAGGUAUUACUUUUUUUAUUCUUGUUUUUUUUUUUUUAAUUUUUGAAAGAACAAAGGUUGUGUUUUUCACGAUUAUUUCAUUUAUUGAUUAUUAAAAUUGUAUGAUAAGUUUAAAAAAAGAACAUUCUGUUUUAUUCUUGUGUUCUGUUUUUCAGGAUGUCCUAAAAAAGGUUCAAGAUAUACUAAAUGAUAACAGAUGGGUUCGGAAUGCCAUGUGGGACGUAAAAGAGGUAUCAAAUUCAUUUAAUGUGAAAUGCAUUUUGAAAGAAAAAAAAAAGUUGUUGAAUAUAAUGAUUGAUCUUUUAGUCAUUGAAAACUGUUCCUCUUAACUGUAUUUUCUUGACAUCUCAAUUAAAUACUGCAAAGAAGAAGGUUGAAACAUAUAAAUUAUUAAAUACCAGUAACAUAUAUAACGCAUAAUGUUAUCAUUCCUCAGAUUGAAGUGCUGAAUCAGCAUUUGUUUCUUACUUCCAAGCCUGUGAUUUACCUUGUGAAUCUGUCAGAAAAAGAUUAUACAAAAUGUUAUGCUCAUGUCAUUGACAUGGAGUAUGUUCUGGGAGUGGCCUCACCGGAGUAUGCCUCUAGGCUCACGUCUGCUUUUGUGUCACUUCAAGAGAAAAGAAAUUUGUAGGGGAGUGACUUUAGAGAUACUAAGAAUUUACUGGCAAAUCUUUUAUUUGUGAAGAUUUAAACAUUUUUAAUUAAUUAUAUUUUAAUGGGUAAUUAAACUUCUGUUUUGAUUUCUAAAAGGUUAUUCAAACCAAGUGGAUUAUGAUUAAUAUUUGGCUGAACUUAUGGAGUAUAUUAUAUUAUUAAAUAAUGUCAUAAAAUAAUUUAAAAGUUGAAACUUUAAAUUUUUUAGUUAAACCAUCUGAAUUGUAAUCACAAAAUUCAAGUUUUUAAUUAUUUUACUCCUAAAACUAGGCUGUUGAAGAUCAAAGAGUGGAUUGAUACGAAAGAUGCAGGAGCAAUGGUAAUUUUGUUUAGUGGUGCCCUCGAGUCCAAGUUGUUGGACAUGCAGACACAGGAAGAGAGAGAUGCGUGUCUCAAGGAACUGGAGACAACAAGGUAAAAAGUUAAUUUGUCUGCUUGUUUAAGCUUUGAAAUAUCUUUUUUUUUAAUUAAUCUAUAAAUCAAAUCGAAGGAAAUGCUAUUUAUGUAUCAUUGAAUGCUUGAAGUAGUUUAGAAAUGUGAACAUUUUUAUUUCAUCAGUGCUCUUGAGAAAAUAAUUGUGAAUGGAUACAAGGCCUUGAACCUUGUAUAUUUCUUCACUUCAGGAAAGGAUGAAGUAAAAGCCUGGACCAUCCAGGUAAGUCCAUUUCAAACAAUACAAACAAGAAACAUUUUUUGUGAUUUUGAAAAAAAUAAUUCCUUCUGAAUGAUUAUGCAAGCAUACAACAUCUUCUACAGAGACCAAUUAAAUUAUUUACCACAAUACCUAAUAACUCACUUGCUGUCUUCGAAGUUUUCAUCUUUUAACAUUCUCCUCUUCUUAUAAUCUGAAAUGCAUUUUGAAUCUUUUAAACACUGCAGGUUGGAACUAAAGCACCGGGUGCAGCAGGACGUAUUCACACAGACUUUGAGAAAGGCUUCAUCAUGGCUGAGGUCAUGGCCUAUGAAGAUUUCUUUGAACUGAAAACUGAAGCUGAAUGCAAGGUACGCUUCUUUUGUAUGGAACAUGUAUAACACUGAAUUUUAUGGAUGUUUUUGUUUAAUUAAUCUUAUUUCAUCCUUGAAAAUAGGUUGAGAAAAUGAAUUAACCUUUAAUUCCCAAUAAGGAGGUUCUUUGUCUUGAAAGUAAUAGAUACCAAAGAAAAUACUUUUGAUUUUUUAUGAUUUAAAGAAAAUAAUUUAUUAUAUUUUAAAAUAUAAAUUAAUUUUAAAAUGUAUAAAAGCCUGAAUGACCUUCACAAUUAAUCAAGUUUUUUUUUUUGUUUUUUUUUUUUAACUUGAAAUUAACCAAAUGUUUUUUUCUCUAGGCCCAUGGCAAAUAUAAACAGAAGGGAAGGGACUAUGUGGUUCAAGAUGGCGACAUUAUUUUCUUCAAGUUCAAUGCUGGUGCUGGUCUAACAGGAAAAAAGAAAUGAUUUCCAAUUCAUACUAGGUUUUACAAAUACAUUAGGGACAGAAACACCAACAUCAGGUUUCUGAAUUUGUUUCUGGUAGUCUUUUUAACAAAAUAUAAACUUUCAGAGUUCUAAUAUUAAAUUGAAUUGUGACAAGGCUCAAAUAAGGAACAAUGUCUUUCUAAUUUUUCCUCUGUUAAUUAAGUGGGGGCAUUAUGAACCGGUACCUGUAAUAAGAAUUUUUAAAAAUUAUAUGAAACUUUAUUAUUAUUUUAGGGGAUGUAACCACUACUAAGAGCUAACCUUGUCUGUUGCCUCAUCCUGUGUCUAGUAAAUUGAUAUGUUACAAAUUUGUUGAAAAUUAGAGGUUCACAUACAACACACACAUUUGUUCUAGUCUAUUACUCUUCAGAAAAUGUAUUUUAAAUAGUUUUUCUUUUAAAAGUUACUUACAUCUUCAAGAAGAAAAUAAAUUACCAUACAUGGUAGUUGUGGCAGGUUUCUUUCCAACAUCUAACUCAUUUUAGGAGGCUAGAUUUUUUUUUUCUUUUUUUGUAUGAAAGGAUCAUUGUCUGCAGUUUAACUUAUGAAGUGUUAGAUUUCUUAUCAGUAAUGUGUUGGAUUGCUUUAAACUCCAGCAUUGACAAAAAAAUAGAUAAAAUCAAGGGAAGUUUCUUAGCGAAUUUCCUGGGCUAUUUGGAGAAUUUUCUUAACUAUUUUCCUGGGCUAUUCAACUGCAUGAACUGUAAUUAUCAAUUUUUUUAAAUAUUUUUGUGAAAAAAUUAACAUGCUUCAGAUUGUUUCUUUUUAUGUGCAAAGCCCUAUUACUAUUUCAGACAAUAUGGCAGUAACAUUUGCAGUUACAAAAUUUUAAACCAUCAUGUGUAAUUUAGUAACUGGAAAUGUACUUGUGAAGUGUAAGUGUGUAAGAUUUGUUAUUUUUAAUGUUUCACAUUUGACUAUUUUAAUUACCUUAAAAUGAUGAACCAGUUUUAAAAAUCGCAUGACUGUGACAGAAUCCUUAACAUAGCAGGACGUAAAUUAACAGUGAAUUGUAUUUUGAACCUCAUCUUUAAUUUAUGUAGCAGACUGCUAAAAGGUGAAUGUUAGCUUUGAAUGGGUAUCAAUAAAGUUGAAUUUAUUGAUUUUAGAUUGAC